Cloeon dipterum is the source of this 683-nucleotide messenger RNA. RefSeq lists its product as uncharacterized. NCBI's taxonomy places the organism in Eukaryota, Metazoa, Arthropoda, Insecta, Ephemeroptera, Baetidae. The record is from RefSeq and is a predicted model, not a curated record. The transcript is spliced from 7 exons. Gene Ontology annotation, molecular function: odorant binding. Bases 213 to 683 code for a protein of 156 amino acids.
AACGCGUUGAAAGUCCGAAACCUUGUACUGCCUCGUGCCCCGAAAAAUCCUGCAGAAAAGAUGCCGCCAUAUUUGACGUCAAUAAUAAUCUGAUUGAAUUCACGACCUAUGGCGAAUGGUUUGAUGGAUGUGGCCGCACAAAUUUAUUUUACACCAAAAAUAAGUUGAACUGGACAAGUGGCCGAGAUCAGUGCUGCGCUCUCGGUUUGAUCAUGACGUCGAUGGAAUCGGCGGGAAAACUGAGCUGCUUUUCCAAAACCGUCGCUAAAUUCGCGCCAUUAACCUACGGGGACUUCUGGCUGUCAGGAACGGACCUGGGCUAUUCUUCCAGUUUCAGGUGGUGCUCCCUAGACCGUGAUUUCAUCAACUCUGAACUCAGUUGGAAGGCGGGACACCCUGUGAAAGGCUUAAAUUGCGUUUAUCUCGAGUCAAGAAACGGAUCCGUGCUGCUGGCCACCGCCGACUGCGCCGAGGAGAAAAAUUUGCUUUGUGAUUUGCGGAAAAAGGCGGCCUCCUCGCAAAUCGCUAUGCAAAACGAGUGUGCCGAUAUUUGGAACAUCCCCAGCGACCAAAUUGACUUUUUACUGAACACUACUGCCUUUGGUUCAGCGACCAUUUCACAAAACUUGAAGUGUUUUUUGAAAUGCAUCGGCUUUGACAUGGGAAUGGUAAAAUUUAAAUAA